GUUUAACAGAUUUAAUGUUAUUUCCAGUGUCACUAAGGAUUGGAUGUCUAUAUUAAUAUCAAAAUGAAACACUUCCUGUCACGUGAAACACUUCCUGUCAAUCCACUUCUGUCAUAUGAAACACUUCCUGUCAUACGAAACACUUCCUGUGACAUGAAACACUUCCUGUCACAUGAAACACUUCCUGUCAUACGAAACAUUUCCUGUCACAUGAAACACUUCCUGUCACAUGAAACACUUCCUGUCACAUGAAACACUUCCUCUCAUAUGAAACACUUCCUGUCAUAUGAAACACUUCCUGUCAUAUGAAACACUUCCUGUCAUAUGAAACACUUCCUGUCACAUGAAACACUUAAUCUGGUUAGAAGUGCCUCAGAGACGAGAAGGUAUUUGUUGUGAAGGUGUUCUUGUGGCGAGUCAUGGUGACGACGCACAGUAAUCAAGAAGAGAAACCACGUACCCACAAAGGCGUACAUUCGCGCUCCCUCGCCCUUGUCAGUAUUGGGUCAUGAGAUAUUUUGACUACUGACCCCGAUGGCUUUGCCUAGUCUAGCAGGUGAAUGUGUUGGUGCCCAAGUGAGAGGAGCUUCACGAUAUAUAUAUAUAAAGUUCUGGAUUUUAUGUUCAGUUAGUGCCUUCCUCAGACCUGCUUCAGCAGUCAUGGUGAGCUCACCACCAGAAAACUGGUUGUUUGAUACAGAGUACUGAAGAUCCUACGUUCAAGAUGUGUGCCUCUAGGGCUGGCUCCGUCGACUAGUCUUGGGUUCGAAGCAGUGAUUUCUAUACGGGUGUCAUCAAUAUUUUUCUGUCCAGCCCUACGAGCUAAAUUGGUUAUUCCGUGCAAGUGCUGUUAUAGUGUUCUGUAAAUGAGCUGAUGCUAAAUACUACAAAAGAAAUUCAUUCCAACCUACAUUACCAAGCUUCCCCCUCUGGCAUACACAGUACCAUAACCACUUCACCAGCAAUGCUGAGUGAGGUCGGUUCCUGCCUCUUGUAUCUGCUGAGUGAGGUCGGUUCCUGCCUCUUGUAUCUGCUGAGUGAGCGUGUGUCGGCGGCGGUGCUGGUGACUCUGGCGGUGGUGGGCGGGGCCCUCGCUGCUCCAGGCUUCAAGAAGGGUGGCGGUGGCGGCGGCUAUGGCGGAAGAAUAAGCUACGUGUACGUGCCCAUCCAUAUUCCCGUCUCGUACGGAGGUGGACAUGGAGGCGGCUACGGAGGCGGAUAUGGAGGCGGCUACGGAGGCGGAUUUGGAGGGGGAUUAGGAGGCUUCGGCGGUGGACAUGGAGGCGGUGGAUAUGGAGGUGGUGGAUUUGGAGGUGGUGGAUUUGGAGGUGGCUUGGGCGGUGGGUAUGGAGGUGGUGGAUUUGGAGGCGGUGGAUUUGGAGGUGGUGGAUUUGGAGGCGGAUAUGGAGGUGGUGGAUUUGGAGGUGGCCUCGGUGGUGGAUAUGGAGGUAAGAAAACAUUUGUUUAUGUCACACGUUAUGCUUAUGUGCGUAAUGUGAGUGACCGGGGUGGGAGAAGUGAACGUUGGGUGUUAGUGAAUGGGUGGAUGUUGGGUGUGAGUGAAUGGGUGGAUGUUGGGUGUGAGUGAAUGGGUGGAUGUUGGGUGUGAGUGAAUGGGUGGAUGUUGGGU
Messenger RNA from Procambarus clarkii (red swamp crayfish), 1630 nucleotides. RefSeq names its product keratin-associated protein 19-2. The record is from RefSeq and is a predicted model, not a curated record. NCBI's taxonomy places the organism in Eukaryota, Metazoa, Arthropoda, Malacostraca, Decapoda, Cambaridae.